GAGAGAGAGAGGGGGUGAAAAAUAGGUGAACCUCUCUAGAGAGUAGAGAGGGGAAGAUUAAAUUUUUAGUGUUUUUCUUUUUUUUUUUUUUCUUUUUGACAAUUGGGAGUGCAUUGGGAUUUUAAUAUUAUAAUUGGUUUUUUUUGUCAUCUGAGUCUCUUUCUUGCCAAAAACAGUGAAAACUAAAGAAAGUAUAGGACUUUUCAGGUCACCUUCUUCAAUCAAAGAGGACCCUUUUUUUUUUUUGGCUUUUUUUUUUUUGAGCUUAUUAUUUUGCCCAUAUCUUCCUGUUCAUGGAUCCCAAGGGCUCAAACUCAAAAAACCAACAUGAAUUACCUAACUUCUUGACCCACCCUCCUCCUCAAACCCUACAACAACAGCAACAAAAUCAGAACCAAAGCCAACAACAACAGCAGGGAAGCAUGGGAGAGAACAAACCAGCAGAAAUUAAAGAUUUCCAGAUUGUAAUUGCAGAUAAAGAAGAGCAAAAAAAGCAGUUGGGACCGAAAAGAAGUUCGAACAAGGAUAGACACACAAAGGUAGAAGGAAGAGGGAGGAGGAUAAGGAUGCCAGCUCUUUGUGCAGCAAGAAUCUUUCAAUUGACCAGGGAAUUGGGCCAUAAAUCUGAUGGAGAGACAAUUCAGUGGCUAUUACAACAGGCAGAACCAUCUAUAAUUGCUGCGACUGGAACAGGAACAGUUCCUGCAUCAUUUUUGGCAGCUGCUGGUGGAUCAGUUUCACAGCCAGGGACCUCUCUAUCAGCUGGGUUGAACCAAAAGAUUGAUGAAUUAGGUGGGUCCAGUAGUAGUAGGACCAGUUGGGCGAUGGUAGGUGGCAAUUUAGGGAGACCCCAUCAUGUGGCAACAACAGGAUUAUGGCCCCCAGUAGGUGGGUUUGGGUUCCAGUCAUCAUCUACCACUGGUCCAGCAACAACAAAUUUGGGGAGUGAAAGUUCUACUAGUUAUUUGCAAAAAAUUGGGUUUCCUGGUUUUGACUUGCCUGGAAAUAAUAUGGGUCCUAUGAGUUUUACCUCAAUUUUAGCUGGGAGUAACCAACAGAUACCUGGGUUAGAGCUUGGUUUAUCACAGGACGGCCAUAUUGGGGUUUUGAACCCACAAGCUUUGAGUCAGAUUUAUCAGCAGAUGGGGCAGGCUAGAGUUCACCAGCAACAGCAGCAGCAGCAGCACCAACAGCAAAAUCCUGCCAAGGAUGAUUCUCAAGGGUCCGGACAGUGAUACUACUAGUUUAGAGGAAGCAUUCUUGAUGUUGAGAGAAAUUGAGUGAUUUUUGUAAUGGUUUUUGUUUGUAUAAUUGGUUAAAAAAUUGUGAGGGAGAGAAACAAAAGAGAGAGAGAGAGAGAGAGAGAGAGAGAUACAUAAGAGAAUUCAAUAGGGACUGGAUUUGGUCUUGCCUCUUACUCUCCCUUCCAUCACCGAAGUCUCCAUAUACAGGUGGAAUUGUUGGCAGCCAAAUAGUUUGGUUUUGGGCUUAACUUCUUAUCUAAUUCAGAGAGGUGUGGUUGAUUAUGGUGUAAGGCAUCUUUAAUUAUUUGUUCUUAUCUUGGUCUGGAUGAAAUGGUUAUCAGUUUGUUUGUGAGAUUAAAAUGGUCAUAUAGUUGUCCUCCAAUUUCCUUCUCGGAUCGAAAAAGCUUCUUAAUUAUCUGGUAGAUGUAUAUAUUCUGCAAAGAAGCUAUCUUGCUCUGGUAAAUGUUCUUUCUAGUCAUCAUCUUAUAUUCCUUCAAAAAUGUUUUGCCUUUUCUUUUCCUACGCA
Jatropha curcas is the source of this 1770-nucleotide messenger RNA. RefSeq names its product TEOSINTE BRANCHED 1, cycloidea, PCF (TCP)-domain family protein 20 (gene TCP20). Gene Ontology annotation, cellular component: nucleus. Gene Ontology annotation, molecular function: DNA-binding transcription factor activity; sequence-specific DNA binding. The record is from RefSeq and is a predicted model, not a curated record. Lineage: Eukaryota; Viridiplantae; Streptophyta; Magnoliopsida; Malpighiales; Euphorbiaceae.